Molecule: messenger RNA, 2219 nt
Organism: Polyodon spathula (Mississippi paddlefish)
Lineage: Eukaryota; Metazoa; Chordata; Actinopteri; Acipenseriformes; Polyodontidae
Product: zinc finger protein 252-like
Exons: 3
Coding region: 1-1152 (383 amino acids)
Biological process (GO): regulation of transcription by RNA polymerase II
Cellular component (GO): PcG protein complex; transcription regulator complex
Molecular function (GO): DNA-binding transcription factor activity, RNA polymerase II-specific; RNA polymerase II cis-regulatory region sequence-specific DNA binding
Source: RefSeq, a predicted model, not a curated record
AUGAACCCCUACUGGAGUGAACAAGACUGCCGCAGGAACGGGAACCGGGGACUAUUACAAGAUCCCACAGAGAGCCGUGCUGUACCUAAAUCUGAAACACAGGAGGGGCCAAGGAUAGAAGCAGUUUACACGCUAGAGGAGUCCUUUCACCAGGAGUGGUGUGCAAGUCUAAAGCAGGGUACAGAGCUGGCGUGUGUUAAAGAUGAAGAGGUCCCUCGACUGGAAUGUGUUCCUAUUAAAGAGGAAUUCAUAGAACAGGAAUGUGUCCCCAUCGCAGAGGAAGAUCCUACUGAAAAUAAUGCCUGUGCACUUGAGGAGAACAACAAGCUGGGAUCCAGCCUGCGUGAUGAUUGUCCACCUGAAUGUGAACUGGGGUUUAGAGCUUCUACAGUAGAUGAAGGAGAACACGACUCCACUGCAUCACCCCACUGCAAAAACCCUUCCAGCGGCAAACCGCAGUGCAAGAAACACAGAGACGUGACACCCCAAGAAAAUGCUAUAAAAAAGUGGAGAACUCGCAUAGUUAAAAUUCCUUCUUUACAAGACAGACAACCACUUACUCUGCACAGUGCAGAGAUGGCACAUUCUCUGUGUGUGAACGAUUCUGAACCCCAGGGCAACUUGAAGACUUUGCCGCCUUCUACUGUAAGUGGGACAAGUUCCAUUCAAUUAGGAUCUCCUAAAACUCACAAAGGAAAUCACACAGGAGGGAUUCAAUUUCCCUGUGCAGAUUGUGGGAAGAGUUUCAGUUGUUUAUCAAACCUUAAAAGACAUCAGCGGAUUUACACAAGAGAGAAAACACACCACUGUAACGUAUGCAAAAAGAGGUUCUCCCAAUCAGGACAUCUUAAAAACCACCAGCGAAUUCACACAGGAGAGAAACCAUAUCACUGUAAUGAGUGUGGGAAGCGCUUUACUGAAUUAGGAAGUCUUAAAAAUCACCAGCGAGUUCACACAGGUGAGAAACCAUAUCGCUGUAGUGAAUGUGGGAGGUGCUUUACUGAAUUAGGAAGUCUUAAAAGACACCAGCGAAUUCACACAGGAGAGAAACCAUAUCGCUGUAAUGAAUGUGGGAGGUGCUUUUCUGAAUUAGGAAGUCUUAAAAGACACCAGCGAGUUCACACAGGAGUGAAAACAGCACCACUUCAAUGAACUUGAGAGGAGUUUAACUCGAACAGACAACCUUAAAGCGAGUUCACACAGCAGUGAAACCCUGAAUGCUGAGGGUUGGGAAAGGUAUAAUCUGUUGGGACACCUUAUAAACCAGAGCAUUUACUGCUGGUAAGAGAGAGACAUGCCUAACCCUAACUCUACCCUUUGUUUCAAUGCCAGGAUGCCAUGAUAAAUAAUUUGCUUUAUUGAGUAAUUUAGUUUGGUAUGUAACUAUUCACAAACCACCAUUUCCAGCAUCCUUAAAUUUACAGUUUUAUUCCAUAAACACAAAAAGAUAAUAUCUUAUGUUCUUUGUUUCUGCUUGGCCAAGUAAUAUUCAAUACAAGUAUUUGCUCCCCCUAGUGGUUGACUUGCAUAGCAAAAAAAGGAGGUAGAAACAGAUGAGGUUCAGAGAGGGAUCUGUUAGGCCUAUCUUUAAAGAAAAAUAAAACUCUUAUUGUAAGUUCGUUUUUGCUUAAAAAAAAAAAAAAAAAUAGAAAUAAAGGAAUAUAAAGCUGGAUCGUGCCACCAGUGUUAGCAUACGGGUUUCUUUGCUCUUACUCUGGACUAGUUGUUUGCAUUGGAUGUUUUUUUUUAUUUUUGGGUGUGUUUUCAUGUUUUAUGCUGGAUUGGAUUUCAUUCACUUCCCUGUGGAUUACAAAAAUAUUCAGCAGCUUUAUUUCCAUCGCACUUGAGUCUGCCUUGGGCAGUCUGGACAGAAGUGGGUGAGCUCUAACCAGCUGUCUUUAUUUUUAUCCGUGCAUUCUAACUCUUGCAAGGUGGAUAAAAGCUAAUAUUGGGGUGCAACGGAUUUGGCUAUACCAUGGGUUACACCUCACAGUUGUGAAGCCCGGACAUUAAAAAAAAUCUGGACUGCGGACCUAUUCUGGGUUGUGACUGUCAUAGUAUUUUUUUUCCUUUUGUGUAGAACUUGUCUUGUUCUUGCCCAGAUAUGCCCUUAUUGUGUUGAACAAUAUAUAGGUGUUCAUUAUUAUUAUUAUUCUUUUGUUGUCCUGACUGUUUUUUGAUUGCUGUCGAUCAGUCUAUAUGUUUAUGUUCCUGCAGAG